Molecule: messenger RNA, 279 nt
Organism: Gongylonema pulchrum
Lineage: Eukaryota; Metazoa; Nematoda; Chromadorea; Rhabditida; Gongylonematidae
Source: the annotation of a GenBank genome assembly
AUGUCGGGUUUUUUCUUGGGUAAGCGUUUUUGCUCGAGCCCUGGCAUGUCGUUAGUUUUUUCUCCAGGCUUUUCCUCGGACUUCUCCUCGGGAUUUUCUUUGAGUGAUGUGUCCUCGUCAACGGUUAUAACGUUUGGCAGAUUUGUUGUUGCGCGAGAAGCAGUUUGCGUAACGACUAAGGACAGCACCGUUGCUAGUAUCAAUAUCAUUUUGCACUUCACUUUUCGUGGCUCUACUUAUGCGACGGAAAUAUGUGCUCAAAAUGUGGAAGAACUAUAA